AUGCAGUUCCCAGUAUCACAGGUUACGACCAUUUUCUGCCUUACCGUCCUCCUCAGUGCCUUCACGAAAUCAGUCGAAUCACGAAGCGUACAUCGACGACACACCCCAGAACGAAUGAUCCGUGAGUCCAGUGCCCUAAAAGAGCUGAAAGACUUGGUGAAACAGUGCAACAGCGAGAAAAUGUCCAAAGCUCUACGCAACCCUAACAUCUUCAGCCAAGAAUUCCAACUGUUGCGACGUUGCUUGACUUUGUUGCAAAUUCUCCGACCCGAAAACGAUGUUGACAUCAGCAAUGAAAUCAGUGUUGAGUCAUCAACAAUGUCAGAGGCUGAUCAACUAGAACAACAAGUACCAACUUCUGAAGAUUCCGAAGUAGAGGCAAGAUCAGAAAGCCAAGUAGAAUCCAAACCAGUAUCAACGAUAUCAGAAACAGCGCCUUCCAACGUUGCAAAAACCCCCCGAGCAACGAUGCAGCGAAUAAACGACUUAAUAUUUGUGUGA
Molecule: messenger RNA, 501 nt
Organism: Bursaphelenchus okinawaensis
Lineage: Eukaryota; Metazoa; Nematoda; Chromadorea; Rhabditida; Aphelenchoididae
Source: the annotation of a GenBank genome assembly